CGAUUUGGGUCGACUGAUGAACUUGGAGUUUUUGAAAUGGCAAACUCAGGACUUGAAGUAGUCUCAAACCCUAGUGGCAUAUAUCUUAGUCAACAGAACCCAGAUUCAGAUGUUUUAGCUGGAUUAGCUGUCGCAGUUGUUAUGGAUGGAUCUCGGAGUUUCCUAAUUGAAGUUCAGGCGUUGUGUUCGCCUGGCCCAACAGUUUCAAGGCAUGUCAAUGGUGUUCAAGCAAGCAGAGCUGAUAUGAUAAUUGCAGUUCUUAUGAAGCAAGCUGGUCUUAGAAUACAGGAAAAUGGGAUUUUUCUGAACGUCGCUAACGGAAUGGCUCUUUCUGAGACUGCUGGCGACCUUGCAAUAGCAGCAGCAAUUUGUAGCAGUUUCUUGGAGUUUCCAAUUCCUCACGGUGUAGCAUUCAUUGGUGAGAUUGGUCUUGGGGGCGAGGUUCGCACGGUACCAAGAAUGGAGAAAAGGGUAAGUACAUUGGCAAAGCUAGGGUUUAACAAAUGUGUGGUUCCCAAAUCAGUGGAGGAGUCACUAAAGGCGCUGAAUUUGAAAGAGAUUGAGAUAAUCGGAUGCAAGAAUCUGAAAGAGUUAAUUAAUGCUGUGUUUAGGGGAUAAUGAGAUUAAGCACUUUGUGUUUAGACGUGACUAAAGAUUAAGCAUUUGGUCAACAUUAUUUUUGUCUCUGUAUCUUCUUUUUGCAUAGGACAUUCAAUUUACGGUUUAGUUCGGUUUGAUUUUUUUCUUUCUGGUCUUAGUUUUAUCAGUUUUAUGGAGACUAAAACCAGCUCAGACCAUAUGUAACUCGGUUUGUUUGAUUUAACUUCGGUCAAAUAUAUUUAAUCUA
Molecule: messenger RNA, 847 nt
Organism: Arabidopsis lyrata subsp. lyrata
Lineage: Eukaryota; Viridiplantae; Streptophyta; Magnoliopsida; Brassicales; Brassicaceae
Product: DNA repair protein RadA
Exons: 7
Coding region: 37-618 (193 amino acids)
Biological process (GO): recombinational repair
Source: RefSeq, a predicted model, not a curated record